Molecule: messenger RNA, 966 nt
Organism: Elephantulus edwardii (Cape elephant shrew)
Lineage: Eukaryota; Metazoa; Chordata; Mammalia; Macroscelidea; Macroscelididae
Product: olfactory receptor 52N1-like
Exons: 1
Coding region: 1-966 (321 amino acids)
Biological process (GO): G protein-coupled receptor signaling pathway
Cellular component (GO): membrane
Molecular function (GO): G protein-coupled receptor activity; olfactory receptor activity
Source: RefSeq, a predicted model, not a curated record
AUGUCAUUUUUAAACAAUAGUAAACUAACCCCCACUUCAUUCGUUCUAAAUGGUAUCCCCGGGCUGGAAGAAGUGCAUUUGUGGAUCUCUUUCCCCCUGUGUAUCAUGUACAGCAUUGCCCUUACAGGGAACUUUGGUCUUAUGUACCUCAUCUACUCUGAGGAAGUCUUACACAGGCCUAUGUAUAUCUUUCUAGCCCUUCUGUCCUUCACAGAUGUGCUCAUGUGCACCAGUACACUUCCAAAUACUCUCUGCAUAUUGUGGUUCAACCUCAAGGAAAUUAAUUUUAAUGCUUGCCUGUCCCAGAUGUUCUUUGUUCACACCUUCACUGGGAUGGAGUCAGGGGUACUAAUGUUGAUGGCCCUGGACCGCUAUGUGGCCAUCUGUUACCCCUUGCGUUAUGCCACUAUCCUUACUAAUUCAGUCAUUGCUAAGGCUGGGCUCCUUACUUUUCUUAGAGGUGUCAUGCUUGUUAUACCUUUCACUUUUCUCACAAAGCGCCUACCAUACUGCAGAGGCAACGUCAUACCCCACACCUACUGUGACCACAUGUCUGUGGCCAAGAUAUCUUGUGGCAAUGUCAAGGUCAAUGCUAUCUAUGGUUUGAUGGUUGCUCUUCUAAUUGGAGGUUUUGAUAUCUUGUGCAUCACAAUUUCCUACACCAUGAUUCUUCGAGCAGUUGUGAGUCUGUCAUCACCAGACGCUCGACAGAAGGCCUUCAGCACCUGCACUGCCCAUAUCUGUGCCAUCGUUAUCACCUAUGUUCCAGCUUUCUUCACCUUCUUUACACAUCGCUUUGGAGGACACACCAUUCCACCCCAUAUCCACAUUAUCAUGGCAAACCUCUAUCUACUCAUGCCUCCCACAAUGAACCCUAUUGUAUAUGAAGUAAAAACAAAGCAGAUUCGAGAAUGUGUCAUUAGGUUCCUGUUGAAGGGAAAGGAUAUUUCUUCUCAUAACAUUUAA